Aedes albopictus (Asian tiger mosquito) is the source of this 4903-nucleotide messenger RNA. RefSeq lists its product as uncharacterized. Gene Ontology annotation, molecular function: poly(A) binding; mRNA 3'-UTR binding; poly(U) RNA binding. The coding region runs from base 152 to 4105 and encodes 1317 amino acids. NCBI's taxonomy places the organism in Eukaryota, Metazoa, Arthropoda, Insecta, Diptera, Culicidae. The transcript is spliced from 10 exons. Gene Ontology annotation, cellular component: cytosol; ribonucleoprotein complex; nucleus. The record is from RefSeq and is a predicted model, not a curated record.
ACGGUGGCUGUCAAAAUUUCUCAAAGUGUGUCAAGUGCAGUUCGGUGUUUGUGCUUUUCGCUUGCGAAAUUUUCUUGAAUUACACGUAAAAAUCUUCAAAAAUAUCUCUAAAUUUCCACAAAUCUCUCAAGAUUCAUCUUCCGGCUUCAUAAUGGGCGACGGCCGAAGCAGCAGCAGUAGCAGUAGCGCCGCCGGAGGCCUUCUCGUCUACGUCGGCAACAUUCCGAAGGCGGCCACCGAGGACCAGAUGCGCAAGUUCUUCAGCAACUGCAAGGGCAUAGUGUCGUUCAGCUUCCGGCUGGACGAUUGCCUGUACUGUCCGACCAAGAUAGCGUUCGUCAAGUUUUCCAACCGCUACGACGAGGACCGGGCCCUGCGGAUGAACCAGACGUUCUUCCAGGGGAAGCGCAUUUUCGUGGCCAGCGUGGAUUCGGAUCGGAAUUUCACGCCACGGUACGCGGUCAUGGUGAAGAACUUGAACGAGUAUGUAACCGAGGAAGAUGUGUACGACCACUUCAAGAACAUUGGGGCGAUCGAGUGCGUUCAGAAGCCGGCGGUGAACUAUGCGUACAUUUCGUUUGAGCGCAGCGAGAGCAGUCAGCGCGCAUUGGCCAUCAAGAAUCGGAAUUUGAAGGGAGUGGACAUGGAAGUGUUUCCGGUUAAGCGAAACAUUAGCAUGAUGCUGGAGAAGCCGAAGCUUCUGGCGUUUACCGAUAUUAAGGACAAGUGUGAUGCUCUGGGGCUAAGAUACGAACCGGAAGCGGAGAUGCAAACUAAACUGCUGGUGACCAACAUUCCACGCAACGUGGCCGAGGAAGAAGUCAUCGACUAUCUGAGCAAAUUCGGAAAGAUCAUUGACUGGGAGAUGCAAAAGUCACCCAUUUCGGUUCUGACCAACAUUGGCUACGUCACCUAUCUGAAUCCGAAAACGGCACGUUUUGUCUAUCUUUUUACGCCGCAUAACUUCCAAGGUGUGGCUCUGGAUAUCUACAAUCCGCGGAUUACCUACGGCGAGGUGAAAUCCAACACUGCCGUGCUGCUGAAGAGGACCAAUGUUUAUCUCACAAACGACGAAAUCUUCCAAGCAAUGAAUGAGUGCGGACGGGUUGCCUACAUCCAUCGGGUCGAUUCUGCGCGUUAUUGCACCAUCGUACGAUUCAUGUUCCCCGUGGCCGUAGUGACGGCCUUGAAAAUCAAACGGGUUGCCGAGGAGAAUGUCUACAUCACGAGGUUUACGGAACAGAGCUACCUCUCGGACAUGGCCCCAAUACCGGAGGUUACACCCAAGAGUAGCCUUCGAUUGUACAAGGAAUCACUUCUGCGAAAGCUGAUCGAAAAGGAAGAUCAGAAAGAAAUGUCCCGCGUUCGAACGAUCCCAAAUAAUGACUACAGGAGUCCAAAUCCAGAAUUCUAUAAAAAUGAAGUUGUCGUGAUGAACUAUCCACCCGGAACGGCAAUGAUCCAAUUUCGGGACUAUUUUAAAAAGUGUGGCAACGUGACUAACUUUCGGGAAACGAUCAAACCUUCCGGCAUUAAGCAAGCAUUUCUGAGCUUCGAUACUCGGCUGGAAGCGAGACGAGCCUGCACUUUGAACCAGAACUUCAUGACUGGCAAACGUUUGCUUAUUCACAUGGCCAACGAGAACCUGUAUCUCGAUCCGGAACUGAGUGUCAUAGUGGCCGGAUUGAAUAUGUCGAUCUUGGAUGAGGACAUCUAUGAUCGGUUCAGCGACAUUGGAAACGUGAAAUUUGUUCUGAGAACGUCUCCCGCCGUAGCUUAUGUGUGCAUGGAGCAAAAGCGUUGGUACGACGCAGCACUGCGGGUUAUCUUGGUCAAGACCCACAGGGUCGUCGUUAGCAGGGUGAACGCCAGCGCUUCGGGCAUGUCUGCUUCAGGCGUUACGCAGCAGUCGCCUCAACUCAAACUGGCAACAAAUGAUCAGAGGCCUAACUUGCGAGCUAUUAAUUUGAACGGACCUGGCAAGAUUAUGACCAGUGGGCCAAUGCCCAUGGGUCCCGGUGCUCCAGUAGCGGUAGGAGGUCCGAUGGGCCCUAGUGGACCGAUGCCGAUGGGCCCGAGAGGACCAAUGAUGGGACCAGGAGGUCCAAUGGGAGGACCUGGAGGUCCGAUGGGAGGACCUGGAGGUCCAAUGGGAGGACCUGGAGGUCCGAUGAUGGGUCCAGGAGGCCCCAUGAUGGGCCCAGGAGGUCCCAUGAUGGGUCCUGGAGGCCCCAUGAUGGGCCCUGGAGGUCCAAUGAUGGGUCCAGGAGGCCCAAUGAUGGGUCCAGGAGGUCCUAUGAUGGGUCCAGGUGGUCCUAUGAUGGGUCCAGGUGGUCCUAUGAUGGGCCCAGGAGGUCCUAUGAUGGGACCGGGUGGUCCCAUGAUGGGUCCAGGGGGUCCGAUGAUGGGUCCAGGGGGCCCAAUGAUGGGUCCUGGUGGUCCAGUGAUGGGUCCUGGCGGCCCAGUAAAUCAAAACCCAAUCGUGACUCCAGCAAUGCGACGUCUGAUGCAAGUUAUCGAAUCUAGAAUGCUGAAUAUUCAAGCAUUUACUUCUUUACCGAUGAUUGAGCAAUUCCGCCUGGUCCAUGGAAUAGUGAACCAGUUUAUCAAUGUUCCACACUUUUUAGAAAUGAAACCGGAUGCUAAAAUAAAUUUUCUGAUUAGUGGUCAAAAUGGCUUCGCAUAUGCCAAUACGUUUACACUGUUCACAUAUCCACAACAGUUACAACUAUUGUCGCUGAUCCAUCAGGAUUAUUUGAGUACCAUUAAUGCUCCUGCCGGACCUGCCGUUGUGCAAGCACCCCCGCAGGUUCCAAAGGAUCAUCCAAAUCGCCCUUUCGAAGUUCCUCCAAACAACGUUCCGGAACCUAUACCCGAAAGCAACAAUUUGGCUCCAUGGCAAACCAAAGAGUCGAAACCACCGAUCGAAACGGAUACAUUGGACGACUCUAUCUAUGCUACAGUUCCACUGUCUGCGCAAGAUCGUUUUGAAAAAGCCGAAAAGUUACGCCUGGAAAGUGAAUCCAAACAAUUGAAGAACGAAGACGCAUUGAGCGUCAGUUCGAACUCAGAUUCCAUUCCUCCAGCUCCAGAACCUCCUCAGUUUAGCACAAGGAGAUCCCGAUCGGAUUCACCUGUACUACCGUCUAGUUUGCGCAGAGUGCGAAGCCGGUCGCCAUACUCCCGAUCGCGAUCGCCGUCCCGCACACGUUUGUCUCGUUCUCCGACCAUGCGAUCAUCUCAGCGUCGUAAGAGCUUGAGCCCAUUCUCGAAGGCCCUGCUUUCCAGUCCACUGUUGCGGUACGAUCGCUCCGUUUCGAAAUCUCCAGAUCGCUACCGUCGCAACCCAAGCCCUGCGCUGCGCACUGUCUACCGGUCGGAGAGACGCCGCUCUCGGUCGCGAUCACCAGUGAACCGUUCACGAUCGCGAUCGCCCAGACGAUCAACUCAAAAGGGUAUUCCGCAGUCGCGAGUGUACCGUCGAAGCCGAUCCAAGGACAGCUCAUCUCUUUCGCUUAGUCCGGCGCCGCUGACCUCAACGGCGAAGCUGUGGGAUGAUCCUUCGGUUCCGAAGGAACCCACCAGAUAUGCAUUCCAGACCGAGGAAAACAAAGAGACUUCCAAUUGCAUUUUCGUUGGAAACCUACCGCCGGGAACCACCGAGGACCAGAUGGUCGAAAUCUUCGGCAAAUUCGGCCAAAUCGUGUCGGUCAAGUUUGCCAUCAACUCGGCUAACAUCAAGCGCGCUUUCCUGACCUUUGACACGUACGACCAGGCAGUGAAGGCACUCGAUAUGCAUCUGCGACAGUACCGGGGGCAUCUGCUCCGUGUGGCGUUCGCCAAUAGGGCCCUCCGGGAGCGGCCCGGCUUCUCCGUGUCCAUUGUGGUGAAGGGAACACAAUACACCGAAAUCGACGUGUUCAACACGUUCAAACUGUGCGGAGACAUUUCCUACUUGUGGACCCGUAGCUACAAGACGGACGGCAAUAUGACCGCCCUGUAUCACGUGAUCGACUUCAAGCACCGAGAUGCCGUACUGGUUGCCCUGGAAACGCACAAGCUGGUCACCGGGAGCAAGUGCAAAGUGGGCGCAAUCGUGCGCUAGACAGGUGCUGACUGAUGAUUGCAUUAGCCGGAAGCUUGAUGGUUCCUCGGAAUGAUGGCAACUUUCGAUGGUUGUUCCGUGGACUGACUAUGGAAGCAAGGGGUGAGUACCGUUCUGAUUUUGAAUUCAUUGAUGAUGAACAUUUUCUUGGGUGGUUUAAGCGUAUUUGGAUUUAUAUAGUGAGGGGAUUUGAUAGAAUUAAUUAGAGAGUUAGGGAUAGAUAAGAAGGAACAUUGUCAAGCAGAAAAGGCUGAGUUUGGAGAGAAUUUUCAAUAAUUUUAGAAUAAUUCUAGACCUGAUACAUUUUAUUUUGUUAGAUUGUUACGGUGUUUCGAGACAGAACAUAAAAUAUCAGAAAAAUAAACCCAAAUAAAAUCUUUAGUAGUAAUUAUUAAUAAGUUUUCGAUGUUAUAACUGGAAGUUCUCAAUUACACCCUUAAUCUAAGCGUACGCAUUAAAUAUUGUAUUCCUAUAAUGAACGUCUUGAGAAGUACAUUUAUCCUAAUCUUACGUUUUAGUGGGCGUUGUAUGAGAACAAUUGCUCGUAUUUUACGUCUUUAGUGUUAAUUUUAAGCUAUUUGAACCUUUGUUAAAAAAACUAGUUUUACCAAGUAUGAAAUAACUCCUAAUUACACUACCUAUUAUGCGCAUUAUAUGUCAACAGCUAGAAUAGAUACAUUUACCAACUAUAGAACACUUAGAAUUUAAUAUAUUCACUAUCUACUAGUAGUAGCAAGUAAUAUUGUAACCGAACUUCAAAAUGUAAUUCAUCAAUUUCAAUACAUGCAGUGAACUAUC